CUCUUUUUACAAUUUGCACAUUUGAUAACUUCCGCUAUUUUGAUGUCCCGAGGAUUGGGAAUUCUUUUUAUAUUUUUCGAAGUAGAUUUUGCUUUUCAAUGAGUGUUGUAUCUUCACUGCACAUUUAAGGCGAGGAAAUGUCUCUCAUUGACAAUACAGAGCAGGCGGUGGAGUAUGUGGAGCACCUGCAGGCGCGACUGUGGGACCAGGGGGACCACAGUCUGGAUGACGACAUGACCACGCUGUUAGCUAUGCUGGAGAGUCCUCUAUUUCGGCAGAUUCUUCACCUUCAAGAGUCACUGCAGGAGCUAAAACAAGUUGCCCAGACAUACCCAGUGACAGACGAAAACUUUGAGAUCACAUAUUCAGGCCAGUUAAUUCUGAACAUGCCACCAGAUGGCGUUCCAACCAAUCAGGCUUUAUCAGACAGUGCAACAGGCUUUUCCAGUGAGGAGAAUCUUGGAGCCAUUGCUACAACCCCGGGGUAUGAUGCUGAGUUCCAAAAGACCAUUGAGCGAGUGGCCAAGGGGAGGGAGAUUGAUACCAUUAAACUGUUUAAACCAGAGAAUACCAGCCUGGGGUUCAGUGUUGUGGGGCUAAAGGGAGAGAAUAAUGAGGAGACAGGGAUCUUUGUCCAGGACAUCCAGCCUGGAGGAAUAGCAGCAAGGGAUGGUCGUCUGCGAGAAAGAGACCAAAUUUUGGCCAUAGAUGGUCAGCCUUUAGACAUCUCUCAUCAGGAGGCUAUUCGGAUUCUACAGAGUGCUCGUGGCUUGGUGGUACUGAUAAUUGCCCGUGGUUACGUUCCACCACAGUUUGAUCCUCCCCAGCUUGUCAAUGCUGAACCUGUUCCGAGUUCGGUUCCAAAUGUUCAGCCAGAGGUUCACUCAGACAUGGUGUUAAACACUGAAUGGACUCAGAUUGAAGUCAUAGAUCUGGUAAAUGAUGGAUCAGGACUAGGAUUUGGGAUUUUUGGCGGACGCAGCACAGGGGUGAUUGUAAAGACAAUUUUACCGGGAGGCAUUGCUUGUAUUGAUGGACGGCUACACAGCGGUGACCACAUCUUACAAAUUGGGGAGGUGAACGUAAGGGGCAUGAGCUCGGAGCAGGUGGCCUCUGUCUUACGUCAGUCUGGCAGUGAAGUCCGUCUAAUUGUGGCUCGGCCGGUCAAUGAACCCUCUCCCUACCCCAUCCCCCACGCUCCAAUCGUUCCCACCCACCAGUUGGAUGAACACCUUCAGCAGAUCAAUGCCUUGUUACAUGGGGAACAUUUCAACCAGCAGAUGGCAGAGGAGUUAGCAGGGGGGAUGAUCCAAGUGCACAUGCCUGCUUACAAUGAUGUAGGACCUGACUACCCAGAGGUGGAAUACUUUGAUGUCACUCUGAUGAAGGACAGCCAAGGUCUUGGGAUUACGAUAGCAGGCUACGUGGGCAAAGACAAUGCUCCAGAUGAUCUGUGUGGAAUUUUUGUGAAGAGUGUGGCAGAAAACAGUGCCGCUGCAAACGAUGGAAGGAUUCAGGUCAAUGAUCAAAUCAUAAAGGUAGAUAAUCAGCAUCUUCAGGGAUUCACCAAUCACCAAGCAGUGGAAGUCCUGCGGAACACUGGACAGAUGGUCCACCUACAGUUGGCUCGAUUCCAACAUGGGCCCAAAUAUGAGAAACUCCAGCAAUACCUAGCCCAGCCUCCUUAUAAUCCACAAGGAAUGAUAAUUGCCCAACCCCCUUCCACCCAGAUGGAAGGCCCACUGAUGCCCCCAAUGGAUGGUCCAGCCACCAUUGUAUCCCCAAUGAUUGAGCAGCCCACCCAGGCCCGAAUGGUGAACCACAUCCAACAAAACGCUCCUAUGGAUCCACCCGGUCAACAAGUGGAGCUUCACGAUAUCACCCUGAGUACUGACGAUGACUAUUCGGGUGAUCUGUCUCCAGAUGUUGAAGAAGCCAUCAAAGCUUGCUGGGAACCAAUCGUUGGCAGCGAAUUUGAAGUUGUGGUGGCCCAGCUGUCUAAGUUUCGUGAAGGAGGAGGAUUGGGGAUCAGUUUGGAGGGGACGGUUGAUGUGGAGAAGGGGGUGGAGGUCCGCCCCCACCACUACAUCCGCUUUAUCCUCAGUGAUGGUCCGGUGGGCAUUAAUGGCCGUCUUAAGAGUGGUGAUGAACUGCUAGAGGUGAAUGGUAGAAGACUCCUGGGCCUGAAUCACAAGGAAGUGGUGGGAAUUCUUAAAGAGCUCCCUCAACAUGUUCGUCUUGUAUGUGCUCGCCAUAAAGAGACGGAAAAUUAUACUGACCAAGAUAAAUUAGAAAACAAUUAUCCUUCAUAUCUCCAAUCAAAUUACUCGGGAGUGAACGAGGUGUCUCCAAUAACAGAGAGACUUGUGAAAGCAAAGUCCGAAAACACUCUAGCUUCAACAGAUGACAGCGCCCUCCAGCAGCUAAUGAAGAACAAGUCACGAUCCUUGGAGGAACUUACCAACUUCAAAAUGUGGAGCAUUGAGCCGGUUGUGAUAGAACUGUGCAAAGGAGACAAGGGCCUGGGGUUCAGUAUACUGGACUACAAGGUACCAGUUCAAAAUUCAGAGUCAUUUUUACAGGUGCCAGUACAAAAUUAUGUGUCAUUUUCACAGGUACCAGUAGAAAAUUCAAAGCCUUUUUCACAGGCGCCAGUAGAAAAUUCAAAGCCAUUUUCACAGGACCCAGAAAACCUUAGCAAAACUGUGAUAGUAAUCAAGAGUUUGGUCCCAGGGGGUGUGGCACAAGUGGAUGGUCGUCUUCUUCCCGGGGAUCGACUUAUUUUUGUCAAUGAUGAAAUGCUAGAGAAUGCUAGCCUCGAUGAGGCAGUGGAUGCCUUAAAAGGAGCGCCCAAGGGAAUCGUACGAAUCGGCGUCAAAAAAGCUUUGCCCCUGGGGGGUAAUGAUGCUCUCCAGCAGGCCGAACUACAGCAUUCCACCCUUCCCUUCACCAGUGGGGGUUACCCAGAGUCCAGCUUCCUUCCUUCCCAUCCCUCCCAUCCUCAAUACGCCACAUCUCCUGACCACGUACAACGAAAGUUCACAGAACUAUACUCCUCCAGCGAGAAUGUGGCACACAGACAAAACGACAGCUUUUAUGAAAGUGAUGAGGAGAUCUCUUCUCCCAGAAAACAUAAGCCAAUCACUUCCCCUCGCAGGAGUCUUGACCGGCGUAAGAGGGAGUCCACAGGGUCUAAUGUUUCAUAUGAGAAUGCACAAGUGUUGCUGGACAUCAAAAACAGCAACAUUCAGAAGGAAACGGUGCAGAAAAAAUUCCCUGUUCCACAGCCUAGAUCUACAUCUGCUUUGCAUGACUAUGUUAACAACAUGUCCCCUGAAAAUCUGCUUAGUCUCACUCAGGAAAAAUUACCAGCAGACAGUAAAUCUCCCUUUGAAAGCCCCAGGUCGGAAUCUCCAGCUGAUUACGAGAAUACGACAUUUGCUCUGCCUACAUAUGAAGAGGCAACUUCAGGGGAUCUGCAACCUGACUUUUUUAACAUGAGUGACCUUGACCUCCCAGCUGAAGCACCACCUGUGCCUCCAAGAUCAGAGUCACAGGAAGAGCUAUUUAUAGAAACUGAGCAAAUCCUUAACCACACCCCUCCUGAUCAACUGUCUGAUUUUGAAGAGUCACCCAGGAGUGAAAAGGGAGGGUCAACCCCUAAAAGGACCCCUCCCCCAAUUCCUCCUAAGCCUAAAGUAGUGUCGCCAAAAGUACAACAGAUUGUUGUCAAGCCGGCCAAUAAGGACACACCCCCUCCCCCGCUACCUGUUUCCUCACCCCCCGCCCUGGAGGAAAAAAUCCAGCACAGAGAAGAGGAGCUUAGUAUCAAGAUAAUAAAUCCAAAACGAGUACGGACCAGGCACCUGAAGACAGAGAGUGUUGACAGUCAGCAGUCAUCCUCAUCAGAACAACCAAUCACAAGUGACCUUACAAACUCUCACUCACCAUCCAUUGUAAAUUCAGCCAAUCACAUCAUGUCUCCCUCUUUGUCACCGUUGUCCUCACCACGUCUAUCUCGAACGCUGUCAGGGGGAGCAGAAUUGCUUCCUGUGUCACUGGAAAAGGUCAUCAAAAUAAAAAAAUCCAGAGACCCAUUAGGUUUGACGGUAGAGGCUGUAGAAAAAGGUGCUAAUGGCUGUACAGUGAAGGCUCUUAAUCCUUCUGGUGCGGUCGGUAAGGAUGGAAGGAUACAGUUGGGUGAUUAUGUUGUGGCUGUCAACAAUGAGAGCAUGAGGAGGAUCACAAAUGCUCAGGCACGGGCCAUCAUCAGACGAGCCUCACUACAGGGACUGGAUAUGAGCGUGAGUUACAUUUCCAAAGAAGAUGCUGCUGCAUAUCAAGAAACUGCUGCCAAUCAGCCCCCUACACCCCCUCACCCCUCCAUGAUGCCCUCACCAAACUCCAACUUGUCCCCUCUGGUGUCACCCAGAGAAACAAAAGAAUCUUCCCCUGAGAGGUCCCCCAUGGAGAUUUCCCCAGCGGUACAGAAGGCGCCAGAGACCGUAUCCCCCAGGGUCAAGUCCCUGACUGCUGAUGGCUCCCCUGCCACUGGAAAUCAGACAUGGGGUCCGCCACGGACGGUCGAGCUGGAGAGGGAACCAAACAAGAGUCUUGGAAUCAGCAUUGUUGGAGGUAGAGUGGACAUGUUUAAUGUUCAGACAGAGCAGAUGAUCUCUGGAAUCUUUAUCAAGCAUGUCUUAGAGGACAGUCCAGCGGGCCGUAACGGAACUCUGAAGACCGGGGACCGAAUUUUGGAGGUGGAUGGGAAGGACUUGCGGAAUGCUGCUCAUGAUCAGGCUGUGGAUAUCAUUCGUCACGCCAAGUCUCCUGUCCGAUUUGUAGUGCAGAGUUUGUGUGAUCCAGCCUGUCCCAGAGAUUUAGAGCAUGAUACCAAAUCUGUCCAUUCUUAUGACGAAGCCUCUAUUGCAGCCGGCCAAACAUAUCAGACUGUAGACAUACCAGUGCUGGAGUCUGUGGCGAACUUGACCAAAGACGCUGACGAUAGUGAAGAUGAAGAUGAAUUUGGUUACACUAGAAAGAAAAUACAGAGACAGUAUGGGGAGCUGAAUGGUGACCUUCAGCUUGUGGAUUUGAACCGCGGCAAUGGCAGCCUGGGAAUCAACUUAGCUGGCAACAAAGACCGAAACACCAUGAGUGUGUUUGUUGCUGGGGUGCAACCCGAGAGUGUUGCUGGGAAGGAUGGCAGGAUCAAUGUUGGGGAUGAACUCCUUGAAGUUAAUGGUCAAGUUUUAUAUGGACGUAGCCAUCUCAAUGCCUCUUCCAUCAUUAAAAGCUUAUCCUGCAACAUGGUCAAGUUCGUCAUACUCAGGAGAAGCGACAAUUUGGAACAUAUGGCCGUCAAACCACAAAUCUUGACAGCUGCUGUUUCCAAUGAGGACGUGUCUCAUUCAGAAGAUCAAGAGAAAAAUGGCAGUCUGCACGCCUCAGAUGUCCAGCAAGUUGUUAUAUUAGAAAAGGGUACAUCAGGUUUAGGGUUUGCCAUUGUGGAGGAAGUGAGAGACAGUCAGCCAGGAAUCUGUAUCCGCAGCAUCACACCAGGGGGCGUUGCUGCUCAGAAUGGACAACUUAGUGUUGGGGACCAAAUUCUUGAAGUUGGGGAUAAACAAUUAAUAGGGGUCCAUUAUGAAAAGGCAAUAGAAAUUUUAAGAAACAUGCAAGGAACAAUCAAACUCAAAGUUCGAAAAAAUAUUACAAAGUUGUCACUUCCAACUGCCAAUCACCUGGAUCCUGAUCCAGGCACCAAAUCUGUCUUUCAACUGCAAUCUGCUCCAGGGGAAUCUUCCACAGACCCAAACCCUGAAGAAGUAGAGGAGGAGGAGCCUGCUGACCCCAAAACUUGUCCAGUCAUUCCAGGUCGGGAGACCGCCAUAGAGAUAGAGAAAGGUCGUACGGGUCUCGGGCUCAGUAUCGUAGGAGGGGCUGAUACUCUACUGGGGGCAAUCAUUGUCCAUGAAGUAUAUGAGGAAGGGGCAGCUGCGAGAGAUGGUAGACUGUGGGCCGGGGACCAGAUACUGGAGGUCAAUCACGAGGACCUGAAGGACGCCACACAUGAUUAUGCAAUCCAGGUUCUACGUCAGACACCAUCAACAGUUCAAAUCAAGGUGUUCCGUGACAAUGCUCAGUUGAAGGAGGAGGACAUUUAUGACUUUUUCUCCGUGGAGUUGAUGAAGAAACCUGGACGAGGGUUGGGCCUCAGCAUUGUCGGCAAGAGGAAUGAUGUAGGGGUAUACAUAUCAGACAUAGUAAAAGGUGGUACGGCGGAGUCAGAUGGGCGACUGAUGCAGGGAGACCAGAUUCUGGCCGUCAACAAGGAGGACAUGAGAAAUGCCACUCAGGAAUACGCAGCAGCUGUACUUAAAACUUUGAUGGGCAAGGUAUCGCUGACUGUGGGAAGGUUAAAGGCAGGUUCCCGUACAUCAUCGAGGAAAAAUUCCAACCCUGGCAGCGCAUUGAAAAAGUCGGAGUCAAAUGUUAGCAAUAAAUCAAAGGGAGGGAAACACUCCAAGGGUCAUAGUGAGGACAUGACACACAUUCGUGUGGUGGAGCUUGAGCAUGACAUCACUGGAUCACUUGGACUGAGUAUUGCGGGGGGCAUCGGAAGUUCUAUUGGGGAUACUGCUGUCAUCAUUGCCAACAUGACACCUGCUGGACCUGCAACCAAAUCUCAAAAACUGAAGAUUGGUGACAAGAUUCUGAGUAUUAAUGAUGUACAGUUAGAUGGUAUGUCACAUGAUGAGGUAGUUCAGUUACUGAAGAAACCAGGAAUCAUCAAACUCACAGUGUCACAUGGGGAAGAAACUCGAGUGAGUGUCAGUGGACACACAUCACGGCAGGUCAGCACGGACAUGUCACAAGAGUAUGCGGAACUGAUGGCACAGGAUAAUGUAUUCCAGGAAACCAUGGCUCCAGAUGAGGGGCCACCUCCUCAGUGCAAGACCCUCCAUCUGAACAAGGGACCAGAUGGGCUGGGAUUCUCCAUCGUGGGGGGACAUGGCAGUCCCCAUGGGGAUCUUCCAAUCUACGUCAAAAAUGUCUUCGCAAAAGGAGCUGCUGCUGAUGAGGGCAGCCUUAAGCGAGGGGACCAGAUUAUUUCCGUGAACGGACAGAGCCUGGAGGGCUGCACACAUGAUGAGGCAGUGUCAUUUCUCAAGAAUGCAAAAGGUGCUGUCACCAUGACAGUGUUGACAUCCUAGAAAAGACCCUGCUACAGAAAUUGACUACAGGGGAGAUUUCUAAUGUUCGAAAAUGGAUACUUUUUAUGCAAGAAAUUAGAUCUAGUACAAUUGAAAGUUAUUUUAUCUUAUAUUUCUAUACAAGAAACAGAAUAUAAGGUCAGAUUUUAUAAACUCUCUUUAUCUCUAUUUUGAUGUAUGAUUUCUUUUUAAUGUUCAUAAUGAUAUUAUUUUUAAUUUUUAUUUUCUAGGGAAUAUAUUUAAUGUUUUCCUUUGUGAUAUAGAAUUUAUAGCAUUGAUUAUUCGACAGAAACUUCAUAUUUGUCCCUUGAUAUUGAUAUUUUAUAACCAUUUAUGUAAGAGUAAUUGAUAGUUUGACAAAAUGGGAAUGGUGCAUGUAACAUAGAAACCAGAACAAUGCAUAUAGAUUUACAGGACAGGAAAGAUAACUCUGAUAUUGACAGGUAAUCCCCUUCAUCACGAGAUUUUAUAGGUUAAUGAUGUGCAAGUUUUCCAACUAACAUUGUGUUGGUAUUGUAUCCGGAUAUAUCUAAAACAAAGAAUAGUCAUGCAUGUAUACACAAAGCGAUAAAAUUUUCAUAUUGGUAGGUGGAUUCAAAAGUGCAUGCAUUAAUGUGAUGCAGAAAUUCUGUUUGAGAUUUGAAAUAUAAAACUUCUCAUUGAUCUAGAUUGUGAAAUAUUUUACAACACAUAGCAUAUGGAUGUAACAAGAUGAAUGAUGAGAAAUUGGGAUUUUAUAUUUGCAAAUUUGUAACAUCACAUAUACAGUAAUGUAUGUGUAAUUCCUAAUUGAUUUUUAAUUAGUUCAUUUGUGAAUUAUUGUCGUCUGUUCAAAGAAGCCAUUUCAACAAAUCAAUUUAUUACAUUUUUAAAUGAAAUUAAAAUCAUAUAUUGGUGUUGUUGCCAAAUAUUCUGCACAUUCAGUGACAGAACUGCACGUUCUUUGAUGAUAAAUUCUUUACCAUCUUUGCUAUCAAUUUGUUUAUUCAUGUUCUAACAUGCAUUGAUUUUGAAUUUGUAUGUUUAAUCAUAUUAUAAAUGCAUGUUUCAUCAAACCAGCACAAUGUCAAGAGUGCUUAAUUUGUCACAUGAUUAUCACAUGUAAAUUCUGUCCUUAAUUUGUUGAUCAGUUGUUAUUUCUUUGGUCUGGAAAUAAAACUUUAAAGAAAG
Messenger RNA from Ostrea edulis (European flat oyster), 8387 nucleotides. RefSeq names its product multiple PDZ domain protein-like. The record is from RefSeq and is a predicted model, not a curated record. NCBI's taxonomy places the organism in Eukaryota, Metazoa, Mollusca, Bivalvia, Ostreida, Ostreidae. The coding region runs from base 138 to 7217 and encodes 2359 amino acids. Gene Ontology annotation, molecular function: protein binding. The transcript has 43 exons.